Glycine soja is the source of this 3106-nucleotide messenger RNA. Its product is annotated as receptor-like serine/threonine-protein kinase NCRK. Lineage: Eukaryota; Viridiplantae; Streptophyta; Magnoliopsida; Fabales; Fabaceae. Gene Ontology annotation, biological process: protein phosphorylation. Bases 976 to 2733 code for a protein of 585 amino acids. Gene Ontology annotation, molecular function: ATP binding; protein kinase activity. The transcript has 6 exons. The record is from RefSeq and is a predicted model, not a curated record.
GAUGAACCUUCUGAUACUGGACUAAACAAGUGGAAAUGUAGAUGCUCUUCAUUACAAGGGAACAAGAUAUACUCUCUUGCUAAUUGUUCCAAGUCAUGUGAUUGCCAUCCAGGCAAAAUUCAUGGUAGAUUGCCAAAAACUAAUUGGAUAUGCUUAAGGUACAGGCCAAGCCUCAUUCUCCCAAUGUAAUGUUGUAAAAAACUAAAGUUCAAAACAUUGGCACUUUAACAUGAAAAUAACUUAUUGUACCAACUUUUUACUUUUUUAAGAUGGCAGUGUAGAGUUAUAGUCACUUAAUUGAUGAUAUGCUUAUGGUAGGAAUGGUGUACGUAUUCACCACUUAGGUGAUUGAUAUGGUUAUGACAAGAAUGCAGUAUGGGUUCCCUAUUUUAAGAGAAAGAGGGGAGACUGUGGUCACAUCCUGAAUAUACUUUGGUAACUGCUUUACCUUCCAUGUAGAUGCUGAAGAGAAUGCAUCCAUAUGGACAUGCGAAUGUGAUCCAAACGGGUUUCCUAAAGUGACAGCAGAUGUCCAUAACCUUAGUUGUUUUAAUGCCUGCAAUUGCACCUGGGGUAUUUUUCCUUCUUUCUCUUUUGCUUCCAUCUUGAUUGUUCACUGAUUCAUAAUUUCUAAAAGGAGUACGAUCGACUAAUGUUAAACCAGUCAUUAUUAUGCAUAGAACAAAAAUUCAUAUUUCCGUAUGUAAAAAAGAUUUGGUUUAAAUUGUGGUAGCAUUGUAAUUACGGGAAUUGUGUACUGUUGUUGGAAAAUGCAGUUGAUGCAACGGCAGUUGUGGUAUGGAAACUUCCAAAACCACCAGAUUUUUCAACUUCUUUAAAGCCUUUUUCAACUCUCAAUUAUGAAGGUUUAGAACAGGAUUUUCCAUAACAUAUAACUUCCUACUAUUAAGGAUUUUCUCUUUAACGCAGUUUUAUUGAUGGUGGCAUAACUUUGUGCCUUCUUGUAGAAACUAAAUGGCUUUUCCUCAGAUCAAGGUACUUAGUUUAAUUUAUAAUUUUGAGUGUUCUGCAGGAACUGUCAGGAAGCCACUAGGUUCAAAGAAACAAAUUUCGAGCAAGAUUGUAGUAAUUUUUCUAUCAAUAUGUGUUAUAUGCACAACUAUUGCAUUUCUUACCUCAGUUGUAUGUCAUGUCUACCGAAGGGACAAAGGUCCUAUUCAAUCACCAAUGAUCUCAUCAGAUAAAGAAACAAGUUACAGUAGUACCACCAACUUGAUUAGUCAUAGGACUUCUUCAGUGCCAGAAACAAAAGUUGCUAUAACUUCUCCUAUUAGUCAUAUUACAGGAUGCUUUCAGAAGGCCGCUUUGUUGUUUGGGAGCCAAAGAGAAACCUUUCAUGGAAAUAUUAUUCAAUUUUCGUUUGCUGAACUGGAAAAUGCCACUGAAAACUUCUCAACUUCCAACCUAAUUGGACUAGGUGGAAGUAGUUACGUUUACCGUGGUCGGCUGAAAGAUGGUAGUAAUGUGGCAGUCAAGAGAAUAAAAGAUCAAAGAGGGCCUGAGGCAGACUCUGAAUUUUUUACAGAGAUUGAACUAUUGUCUAGACUUCAUCAUUGCCAUCUGGUGCCAUUGGUGGGAUACUGCUCAGAAUUAAAAGGAAAAAAUGUUCAAAGGCUGCUAGUAUUUGAAUACAUGACUAAUGGAAAUUUGAGGGACAGGUUAGAUGGAAUUCUUGGACAAAAAAUGGAUUGGUCAACUCGCGUUACAAUUGCAUUAGGAGCUGCAAGGGGCUUGGAGUAUCUUCAUGAAGCUGCUGCUCCAAGAAUUCUGCACAGAGAUGUCAAAUCAACAAACAUUCUUCUGGAUAAAAAUUGGCAAGCAAAAAUAACUGAUCUUGGUAUGGCUAAAAACUUGAGAGCUGAUGACCACCCUAGUUGUUCUGAUUCUCCAGCAAGAAUGCAAGGAACAUUUGGUUAUUUUGCACCUGAGUAUGCAAUUGUUGGGAGAGCCUCUCUUGAGUCAGAUGUCUUCAGUUUUGGAGUGGUUCUUCUUGAGCUUAUAAGUGGUCGGCAACCCAUCCAUAAAUCUGCAGGCAAAGAAGAAAGUCUUGUUAUAUGGGCAACUUCACGCUUACAGGAUAGUAGGCGAGCAUUAACGGAGUUGGCUGAUCCACAAUUGAACGGGAACUUCCCUGAAGAAGAGCUGCAGAUAAUGGCAUACUUAGCAAAGGAGUGCUUGCUGUUGGAUCCUGACACUCGACCAACUAUGAGUGAAGUUGUUCAAAUUCUUUCAAGUAUUUCCCCGGGAAAAUCUAGAAGGAGAAGAACCAUUCCAGUGAGCCCUUUUCAGGUUCUUAACUGCAGUGUUCUAGUUUGGACAUUGAACAUGUUUCUUAUCUUUCAAAAUUUUUGGUUGAUACUUAGACUUAUUUUAGCUGCCAUUAUAGAUCAUCCUCACUUUGUAAUAGAAGCAAAUCAUAUCCUGACUUUUUUUUAUGCUGAGCAUGUAAAGGAACCAGAGGACUUGGAGAAGCAAAGACAAGCCCCACCAAGUAUAUUUCCAUCUCGUAAUUUAUUGCCACUAGAUAUUGACCAUAAUCUUCAUGUGGGGAACGAAAAUAAAGAUGUACAUACAGUUUCAUCUGAGCAUCUGAAGAGUUUGAUGCUCUUUACUUCAAAAGGUGAGAGCUGGCAUGCAUCAGAUGAAGAAAUGGUAGAUUUAACCGAGCCUCGUUUUGAAUCAUUUUAUAUGAUAAACGACAAUUUCCCUUGAUGAUAAAUAGAGAGCAGAAGAAGUUUGAGGAAUUUAUAUUGUGGACUGGUGGUACAGCUCUGUAGCUUAUACUUCCCUAUGUACUGUAAGUGGGAUAUCUUAGAGGAUGCAAUCUUGUAAUAGAGUAUGCUCAUCUAAAUUUUUUUCACUUUCCUUUGAAAAAUCUUGUACAUACGUGGUUUUAGAUAUCACUGAAAUAAAUUUGCUUAACUGUUGUACAGAAAAAGCAUAGGUGGUUCUGCUUCUACUUUAUUUGGAGAAGAAUUUGAAUGUGAUAUUUGUAAAGUCAGAAGUCAAAUUGCAAUCAGCAAUAACAUAGUACCACUGACCUUUGAACCUGUUAAAUUGAAUAUUAUAGAUGUUGUUGCCCACA